AUGGCACUGCUGGUCGACAAGCUACGUCCUCGCUCACUCGAUGCCCUCACAUAUCAUAAAGACCUCUCGGAUCGUCUAGCCUCCUUGGCUGCAUCCGCCGACUUUCCUCAUCUUUUAUUCUACGGCCCUUCUGGAGCCGGCAAGAAGACGCGGAUUCUUGCCACAUUACGAGCCUUGUACGGCGGCGGGGUGGAAAAGAUCAAAAUCGACGCGCGGAUAUUCACGACCUCGUCCAACCGCAAACUUGAAUUCAACAUCGUGUCCUCUGUCUACCACCUGGAAAUCACGCCGAGCGAUGUGGGAAACUACGACCGAGUGGUGAUCCAGGAGCUGCUGAAAGAAGUGGCACAAACACAACAAGUCGAUCUCUCGGCAAAGCAGCGGUUCAAGGUCGUGGUGAUCAACGAGGCGGAUGGACUCAGUCGCGACGCGCAGGCCGCUUUGAGACGGACGAUGGAGAAGUACAGUGCCAACGUCCGGCUGAUCCUGGUGGCCAACAGCACGGCCGGAAUCAUCGCCCCAAUCCGCAGUCGGACAUUGCUCGUGCGUGUGUCGGCACCCACGCAGCCCGAGAUCUGUGACGUCCUGGCCAAGGCCGCCAAAAAGGAGAGUUGGAAGGCGAUUCCAGCAUUGAACGAGCGGAUUGCCCGAGAAUCCGGGCGGAAUCUGCGCAAGGCGUUGCUCAUGUUCGAAGCCGUCUACGCGCAGAACCCGGAGCCGAGCGAAAAGACGCCCAUUCCUCCGCCCGACUGGGAGCUCCUGAUCGAGCAGAUUGCGCGAGACAUUGUGCGUGAACGCACGCCGGCCAUGAUCCUGGCGACACGGGCCAAGCUCUAUGACUUGCUGACCCACUGCAUUCCGGCGACUAUGGUGCUCAAGACACUCUGCUUCAAGCUGGUGGCCCUUCCGGAAAUCGACGACAGUCUGAAACCCGAGGUCGUUCGGUGGGCCAGUUUCUAUGAACACCGCAUCCGGCUAGGCAGCAAGGUGAUAUUCCACCUCGAAGCCUUUGUCGCCAAGUUCAUGCGCAUCUUUGAGGGAUACCUGGUCGGAAUGGACUUUUAA
This is a messenger RNA of Capronia epimyces CBS 606.96, 1065 nucleotides long. Its product is annotated as replication factor C subunit 5. Lineage: Eukaryota; Fungi; Ascomycota; Eurotiomycetes; Chaetothyriales; Herpotrichiellaceae. The coding region runs from base 1 to 1065 and encodes 354 amino acids. The transcript is spliced from 2 exons. Gene Ontology annotation, molecular function: ATP hydrolysis activity; DNA clamp loader activity; DNA binding. Gene Ontology annotation, biological process: DNA repair; DNA-templated DNA replication. The record is from RefSeq and is a predicted model, not a curated record. Gene Ontology annotation, cellular component: DNA replication factor C complex; nucleus; Ctf18 RFC-like complex.